Ooceraea biroi (clonal raider ant) is the source of this 2667-nucleotide messenger RNA. RefSeq names its product neuron derived neurotrophic factor nord (gene nord). The record is from RefSeq and is a predicted model, not a curated record. Gene Ontology annotation, molecular function: protein binding. Lineage: Eukaryota; Metazoa; Arthropoda; Insecta; Hymenoptera; Formicidae.
CAGUCGAACUCCUUCGCCACUGGACGACGGACGUCGUCGUCGUCGUCGCCGUUAUCCACGAGAGACCGGGGACCAACGCUGGCCCGAUCAUGUCGCGCAUCAUGAUCGGUAUCCUGAUGAUACUCGCGGCGAUCGCGCGCGGUUGUACCGCUUGCCCGUUCUGCGUCAGGCAGCAGCAAUUGCAGCAGCUGCAGCAGCAACAGCCGCAACCGCAGCAGCAACCGUACUGGACGAUCGGCAGUCCAAGACCGUUUGGCGUCGACAAGCCGACCCGCGUCCAAGAGUUCAACCGGACCGGCGUGCUGCACCCGGAGUACCAGAUACCGGCGACAAUCCGACCCGGCAACGUGUCUCAGUUCUAUUACCUAAGCCCACGGGAAGGUCCGCCCCUCACGUUACUCGUUAGCCCGUGCAGUGGCCCGAUAUCUUGGACGGUCAGUUACGUGGAGCCACCCGAAAAUGAUCAGGAAGCGGAAGGAAUGAAAUCGCAAACGCGGUGGCCCGUGAAGACCCUGAAGCCGGGCUCUCCUCUCUUUACGUACGAAGGUGCGGAGGAUCAAAAUUUCACGAUACCAAAGACGCGAGCCGGUCUUUACUGGUUCGAGAUCAAAUCUGUGGAGUCCACGGAACGAUCGCCCGGCACCGUGCUUCUGUACGCGACAUCCAGUGCCCUGGAUCACAUACCAGGCUUGUACGCGAGCGACAAGGGACAUCGACAUCGCUCGCUGAGGUUUCAGCAACGACGAAGCAAACGGCGAUUGACGGUAUCCUGGAACAAAAGUUAUGUAGAUCCUCAUCUCUCGAGCUACUGUUUAGCUGUCACUUCGGGCUCGCAGCUGCACCCGUCGACACUCUGCGCCGCUCAGAAAGUUCUGAAAGCUCAUCCGCAUUCGGCGAGAACCGGCUCUUCCUCGAAGGAGCAUCAUCGCCGGGGCAUCCCGGAAGGACUGCACUGCGUGCGGCAGACGAAGCUGACGCUUCACAAAAUGAGAUACGACACUACGUACAACUUUACUCUUUAUGUGGUGAACACUCGAAACAACGUUUCCAAUCGAGUCGCGACGGACUCUAUUAGAUUCAAGAGGACUCCGGAGUUAAUGUUACACACCGGUCAUUACACCACUGCUAAUCUCCGAAAAACGGACGGUUUCGUCAACUUUCGGUAUCGCCCACCGGACAACACCUCGAGUACCUUUCACAUACUCCCUUGUGGCGGAGGCAUCGUGAAGGCGAAAUUAAGCGGGCAAGGCAUAUUACGGGAAAAAGAAGUGGUUGGAUAUGCUUCAUUGCAUGUACCUCCCCUACCGCCCGGUAAAACGUACACGUUACGUAUAUCGACUACACCGCAAGAACUGAUCCGAGUAUCCACCAUAAAAGUGCUGGCCACGCAGGAGCCAUCAGCCACCAUUUAUCCGCAAAUACCGCAUAAAAGUCCGCCGCAAGAGUACCGCGCCAUGAGGACCUGUCACGAGGUGACAAUAGGCGUGGAAUCGGCUGGCACCGCGAAAUACUGCAUCCUGGUGAAGGAGUUGCGGAGUUCGUCGUCCUUGGCCAGUGUCACGACCGUUCCGGAUCAGUGCGGAUUGCAUCGGCGCAGACGGUCCGAGUACACGUUCGAGGUUUGCGAGGAGAAGCAAGACCCUCCGAAGGACAAGGCGCUGACGUUCACCUUGAAAAGACUGCAGCCCGGCAAGGCUUACCUCCUGCAGGUCACGGCGCAGCAAAUGGGCCAGUCCUUGUCCUAUCCAUUGCUAGGUGUGCGCACACAACGUUCCUGCGUCACGUAAUCUUAAUCAUGAUUCCUAUUGAGCGAACUGUAAGAGCGACGCGACGACAAUCUACCCGAGCACCGUUAGUCACUCCUAGGCCCACUUAUUUCUCGCUGAAUAAUGUUUAAUAUUAAAUAAGUGAUAUAUUCACACAAUAUUUUUCUUCGAGAAUUGAAGAAAUUGUAGUUUAUUUUUUAUAAUCUCAGAAAUAUAUUAUAAAAAGUCGUAUUCCACAUCCAGCAUCGUGUUCUUAAGUCUCUCACAUGCGAGUAUAUCGUUUCAAAAUUGCAUUUAGAAUCAAUACGAGAAAAUAUUUUAUGAUAUUUAAAGUAACUGUCCUCUACAUAAACAUUUUAUUUUAUCUGUGUAUGAAAUAUUUCAUUUUAUCAUUAAAGUUCCGUUCGUCAAUGUUGAAUGAGAAUUAAAUUAAAUUUUACAUUAAAUGUACAAAUAACACGGCUGAUGAGGAGCUUGCGGAUUUGAGGAUUAUCUGCAGUCGCAUUUCGAGGCACAGUCAUCUAGUCUAGAUUUUACGAUUUACAAACGUACAAUCAGCGAUAAAUGCGAAGUGACCAUAAACGUAUACAUCAACGUAUAUUUUGAUACUUGUAUAACAUAUAUGUACAUUCUUACAUAAUUUUAAGCUCUUUUAUACGUAUGCCUUUUUUAGUCCAAAUAGGUACACUGACGUACGUGUAAUGUGUGGAUGUAAAUUAACUUGAAAUCGAGGAAAUAGGUAAAUCAAUUCGGGAAAGUAGUAAAUGAUAAUUUACGAGCAAUGACGCGAAACUUUUUUUCGUAUACUAGAUAGAUUCGUAAUAAAAAUCGUAAAAGUCCUUCCUUCAUUGUUUUAUACUUUGUAUAAUAAAUUCAAUAAUAAAAGUGCAGCAUACUCCUA